AUGUGUACGGAAUCCUCCGGCUCUGAGUUUCUUCUGUCUCCCAGUGUUGCUCGACAGCCGGAGAGCCACACGAGAAAGGCAGAUGAAUUUAAGCAACAAACGGAAUCGUUUCCAAGCUGUGGUAUUUUGUACAUCAGCCAACUCCACUCCAGAAGACUGGAAACAAAGACUGCAUUGCUGCUACAAAUAAGAAAGAAGCACACGAUUCGUUUGGAGAACGACUGGGAAUAUGAAGUUACGGAACAAGCGACCACAUUUGGCGCUGUCGAUUUGUUGCCUGCAGUAACAGUAGUUUACAUGUGA
Messenger RNA from Opisthorchis viverrini, 303 nucleotides. RefSeq lists its product as hypothetical. Lineage: Eukaryota; Metazoa; Platyhelminthes; Trematoda; Opisthorchiida; Opisthorchiidae. The transcript has a single exon. The record is from RefSeq and is a predicted model, not a curated record. The coding region runs from base 1 to 303 and encodes 100 amino acids.